AUGGAAAAUUCAUAUCUUAUAAUGAUUCAAAAUACUUUUAUUGUAUUAAAUCAAAUAAAUUAUUAAAACAAUUAAGGAAGCUUCUAACUAAGCCAAUAAUAAACGAUCUCAAUAUAAAGUUCAAAUUUUUCUUUUAAUUAAGCAUAAAAUGGUGGAGCACUUUCUUUUAUAGGAAUAUAGUAGUCAGUUAGUUUUAUUCAAUCAUAAUUUAUUGGAAAUUAUGCUACAAGCAGCGGUGGAGCUUUAUUCUUAGCAGAUAUCGGUAAUUGCUAAAUUAUUUUUGACUAAAAUUCAAAAGUGAGUAAGAACAAGGCUUUGAUAGGAGGUGGAUUAAGAAUCAUUCAAAGUAAUUCGCUAAAUUUGUAAUUUCCUAAAAAUUUUCCUUUUAAAAAAAAUAUUUUCUAAAACGAAGCAGAAAUAUAUGGGAAUGAUUCGACGACUUACCCUUAAUAGCUUUAAUUAUAGAAUGUAUAAGGUUAAAAUAAAUAAAAUAUGUAUUAAUUUAACUUUUAAGAAAGUAAAAAUUUUAUUCCUUAAGCAUAUUAAUCUUAAUUUUCAAGAUAUGCUCAUAUAAAAGAUUUUUAGAGUGGAGGUUAGCUUAUUUUAAGAAUUUUUGUUUUAGAUAACUAUAAUCGUACUCUUUCUUUUUCUUAAGAAAAACUUCUUGGUGAACAAUAUCCAAGUGAUAUUUAGCAAGAAUUGAAAGAUAUUUAUAUCAGUAUAAAUAACUUAGAUGUACAGCUUAGUUAGUUAAUUGGAUAAAGGAUAUUAGAUUACAACUAGUAUAAUAGUACUAGUUAUGCUUUCGAAUUAACAAGUUUACAAGUUUUAGCAGGGCUCUAAUCAACUUAAUUAUUUGUUAUAAGUUCUAGCAUUUAUACUAAAUCAGAAGAAUCAUAUCCUGUAUUACUUUCUAUUUACUUCAGAUAAUGCUAACUAGGAGAAAUAAUAUAAUCUGUUACAAAUGAUAUACUGAUAUGUAAAUACUGCUAAGAAUAGACAUACUCACUUAUUGAUCCUCAAGUUUUAUUUAAAUAGUAAUUAGAUCAAAGUAAUUUAAUAAAAAAUGAAUGUAAUAUGUGCCCACCUUCUGCUUCUAGUUGUUAAGGAGCCUCUAUUAAUCUUAAAAAUGGAUACUGGAGAUCAAAUAAUUUUACUGAUUAAAUACUACCUUGUGAUCCUUAAAUUGGUUCGUGUAAGGGCGAAGAUCCUAACAGUAUAAAUUAUUGUUCUAAUGGCUACAUAGGCCCUCUAUGUUAGUAGUGUGAUAUAACAGGAGAAAUUUGGUAAGGAGUUCGUUAUCAAGAAGCAAUUAUGAAAGGUUUCUGUGAAAAAUGUGCAGGAAUCUAUUUUUAGUAUGCUUUCCUUUUCAUAAAGUUUAGCAUAAUGAUAUUAUACUUUUUUUUAAGCAUGUUUGUUUUCUUAAAGUAGUUUAGAUUUACUUAAGCUUGUUAUUAUUUAAGAAUUUUGAAAAUUUUACCAAUCUACAAAAAUUCUAUCAAUGAUUACUCUGGAUUUCAAAUUAAGAUUAUCAUCAAUUUCUACUAGCUGUCCUCUAUUCUGUUUCCCAACUCAUAAUUUAUUCCAAUUUAUUUAAGCUUUUUGAAUAAUUUUAUAGGCCAAACAAAUAGAUAAUUAUCUUUAGGAUUAGAUUGUGUAAUGCAUACUAAAUUAAUUGAGUAAUUUGCUACAGUAAAAUAAAAUCUUACCAUUAUUUUAUGA
Messenger RNA from Tetrahymena thermophila SB210, 1722 nucleotides. RefSeq names its product transmembrane protein, putative. The transcript is spliced from 2 exons. NCBI's taxonomy places the organism in Eukaryota, Ciliophora, Oligohymenophorea, Hymenostomatida, Tetrahymenidae. The record is from RefSeq and is a predicted model, not a curated record.